This is a messenger RNA of Aspergillus campestris IBT 28561, 1077 nucleotides long. RefSeq lists its product as uncharacterized. The record is from RefSeq and is a predicted model, not a curated record. Bases 1 to 1077 code for a protein of 358 amino acids. The transcript has 2 exons. Lineage: Eukaryota; Fungi; Ascomycota; Eurotiomycetes; Eurotiales; Aspergillaceae.
AUGAACGAGGUUUACUGCGACCCUCGAUCAGGCACAUUCUGCCACCCGUUCCUCCGCUCAUCUACAGUGACCGCAUUGGAAAUGGAUAGUCUGCGGAAAAUGCUUGUUCGUCUGCAGGAUCAAGCGCUGACCCUCACGCGCGAAGAAGUCGAUAUGCAGCUUUCCCAGUCCGUGCCAAUCAGGGAACCUGACACUGAAAUCCCCGAGGUCUUUCGCUCUAUCGGCGAAGCACGCGAUACAUUCGAAUAUUACAGAUGCAAGGCGGGUCGUCAAUUUCGCGCGUUGGAUCCCGCGAAACCUGACGAUUUCAUGAACCUUAAUCAUCACUAUUGCCAGCUUUUAGAAAAGCUGACCGCGGCGUUGAAUAAUUUCGAGCGCACUCGAGGUCCACUUCUCAACGCCAGAGACAAGACUGGAUUAGCCAUCAUCCGGAUCUACCAAAAAAUGCAAUACAUACUUCUGGAAUACGGCAAACUAGGAGUCUCAGACCAGAGGUCAUGGGAUAAUUACAACUUUAUAUUUGAAGAAAUCGUCACGCUUGCCGCUUCUGUGGUUGACAGCGCGCAAGGUAUCGAUUGUCUGUCUCUAUCACCAUCUCAACUGGCAGAGCUGUCUCAGAAGGGUCGCUUAAAACCCUCGUUCUCCCUUGAUAUGGGCAUCAUCGCUCCGGUUUACAAUGUUGCCACUCUAUGCCGAGAUCCUGUCAUCCGUCGGAAGGCACUUACUGUGCUUCGCUCAAUGUCGCGACAAGAGGGUGUUUUCAAUAGCCAUGCUUGUGCCUUGGUUGCAGAGCAGGCAAUCGCCAUUGAAGAAAGGAUGGCUGCGGGGAUGGCAUUGAACCAUCAGAAUGAGAGAUCUCUUCUGAUGCUCUUGCCCGGGACGAGACCGUCCUGGAAAAGUGAAACUACUGAAAUUACCCACAGCGACGAGGUUCCUGACUCGGCUCGUCUGACAUACAUCCACCCGACUAUUAAGAUUGCUGACAAAAAUGUGUGUUUGACCAUCGGCCAACAAGGCAAGCACAUGGACAUUCCUGUACCCGCAUUGACUGCCAUGCUGGACCUAGUAACAUUGUGA